AUGAGUGAAGCUAUGGAAAAACGUAAAUUAGUGGCAGCAAUUGCUGAUGAAGAUACAGUAACGGGUUUACUUCUAGCCGGAAUUGGCCAAAUCUCCAACGAGCCAGGUAAAGAAUCCAAUUUUUUGACUGUUAUACCAGGAAAGACUACAGUCGAACAAAUUGAAGAAGCUUUCACCACUUUUACUUCAACUAGAGAUGAUAUUGCUAUUUUAUUGAUAAACCAACACUUGGCUGAUUUAAUUAGAUUUAAAGUCGACAGUUUCUCCAAUGCAUUUCCUGCCAUUUUAGAAAUCCCAUCAAAAGAUCAUCCUUACGAUCCUGAAAAGGAUUCUAUUUUGAAAAAGGUAAGAAAAUUAUUUGGAGAAUAG
Molecule: messenger RNA, 369 nt
Organism: Candida dubliniensis CD36
Lineage: Eukaryota; Fungi; Ascomycota; Pichiomycetes; Serinales; Debaryomycetaceae
Gene: VMA7
Product: H(+)-transporting V1 sector ATPase subunit F
Exons: 1
Coding region: 1-369 (122 amino acids)
Biological process (GO): proton transmembrane transport
Cellular component (GO): proton-transporting V-type ATPase, V1 domain; fungal-type vacuole membrane
Molecular function (GO): proton-transporting ATPase activity, rotational mechanism
Source: RefSeq, a predicted model, not a curated record